Messenger RNA from Didymella exigua CBS 183.55, 400 nucleotides. RefSeq lists its product as uncharacterized. The record is from RefSeq and is a predicted model, not a curated record. The transcript has a single exon. Bases 97 to 354 code for a protein of 85 amino acids. Lineage: Eukaryota; Fungi; Ascomycota; Dothideomycetes; Pleosporales; Didymellaceae.
GGCUCCCAUUUGCGGCUAGAAGAUGACAGGCCUAUCCUCGGCCACGCCAGCUCCGAAGUCUGUCCCAAGACGAGAGGUGUCUUGCGGAGGCUAUCGAUGGAGAAAGUGAGUUUUGUUAGGCCAGUGGGUGAGAAUCUUGCGGAAGCAGCUGCAAAGCAAGGGCGAAAGCAAGAACAGAAUCUUCAAGAGACCUUCGAGAUGAGCAAGCAAAUCAGCGCUAUCCGCGGUCGUGACCUGCUCUGGUGUGUUGAGUUUCUCGAGAAUACGGAUUCGAGGACAUGGUGUUUGGGCCUUAGGUACAGCUUGCCGCUUUGGAUACUGUAUCUCCGGGAGCUGGAACAAGUGACAGGCUAAGAGGAGAUCAUGUGCCCAUUGCUUCUCACACGGUUUCAGACGAGAA